Molecule: messenger RNA, 1320 nt
Organism: Emericellopsis atlantica
Lineage: Eukaryota; Fungi; Ascomycota; Sordariomycetes; Hypocreales; Bionectriaceae
Exons: 7
Coding region: 1-1320 (439 amino acids)
Source: RefSeq, a predicted model, not a curated record
AUGGCGACCCGCGAAUUACUCUCCGGUCCCAUCACCCUCUCUGACGCAAAAGAGAGGGGCUGCAACGUGCCUCACCGGCUCGAAUACCCGCAGCUCAAACAUACCUUCUUCCAGCGCCUCGAAAGCCAGCGUCCACUCAUUCGCGCUAUUGUUGCCCACCACCUGGGCGUCGACCCGGCGAGUUGCAAUGUGUCGCCGCCAGAGUAUUGGCGCCAUGGCUCCUUUAACGUCUACGUGCCGGCUCCUGUCGACGCGCCCGACCCAGAGCAACCCGGUUUCGUUAUGGUCCAGUUUCCUCUGCCUUACCGUGUCGGGGAGAUCACCCGCCCGGGCAACGCAGACGAGCAGCUGAGGCACUGCCCUUCGGUCCCUAUACCACAUUUAUACGGCGUAGGGCUCUUCACGGGCCAGCAGCUGACUCACAUAAGUCACCUACCGUGGUGGUCACGCUGGCUUCAUAGACUUCGGCAAUAUAUUCGGAGCUUGUUUGGCUAUCCGUGUCUAACUCACUAUGUCCCACAUAACUCAGGCGCCUUGACCUCCCUCGGUUUAGGCUAUUUGCGAGGCCUCGCGCGAAUACUUCUCUCGCUCGUAGCUAUUCCGCUUCCCCGUAUCGGUGCGUUUCGACUCGAUGAUGCCGGCUACACCUACCUUGACAACCAGAACGAGGAUCUUCCCCUUGAUAUACCGCGUGAAGAGACCUACACCCGAGCGGACGACUACGUCCUUACAUACCUAGACGCCUUUCACAACCGACUACUGCACCAGCCCAACACCGUGGCAGAUGAGAUCGACGGACGGUUCGAGAUAGCGGGUCCCGCCGCAGCGCGCGCCAUCUUUCCUCAGAUACUACAGAAAGACCUUCUUUCGGGGCCCUUUAACGUUAUGCGUAUUAUCGAUCUUAAGUUCGCCUGUUCGUGGCCUCUCGAAUUCCAGCAGCCCCCCUACUGGCUGGGAGGACAGUACGCCGAUGAAAUUGAUCGCGCCUCAUUCGGCCCUCAUCAUAAGCGGUUCAUCCAGAUCCUAGAGGAGCAGGAGGAGCUUCUCGGUGCGCAGACUCCGAGAAUGCUUUCGGCUCGGGACAUUCUAGCUCACCCUCGCAAUCCGAGAGAUUUAAUCGCCUUUUCCUCUAUCUUUUGGUAUAGGAUUCUGCCCUAUCGACUCCAUCUCACGAUAGAUCACACGACCGAUCUCACGCUCUUGGCGAAUCUAUGGGGUGGUCCUGGCGUUAUUCAGAAAAAGGUGCAAGAUCACGAGCAGUACUUGAAGAAGCUCGAAGGUAUUUUUGCGGGACGUGAUGUAGAGGCAGCGAAGGCAUGA